This is a messenger RNA of Cynara cardunculus var. scolymus (artichoke), 625 nucleotides long. RefSeq lists its product as uncharacterized. The record is from RefSeq and is a predicted model, not a curated record. The transcript has a single exon. The coding region runs from base 34 to 408 and encodes 124 amino acids. Lineage: Eukaryota; Viridiplantae; Streptophyta; Magnoliopsida; Asterales; Asteraceae.
UUUUUCUAAUACACCCCCAAAACCCCAUUUCCGAUGACGGAGGAGUUUCAAGAAUCCGAUCUUGUCUUCCCGGAGAAACCCGCCGGGAACGGAAAAGAAAUCCGGUGUCCGAAAGUAGGGAAGAAAAAAUCCGAUAAGAAAAAGCAGAAGAAAGUCUCGGUUCCGAUGAGCAUUCCGGAAGAAUUUUCCGGGAGUUCAUGGAUACGACAGUAUUUGGAAGCACAUUCAAAAGACGACGAUGACGGAAAAGGGGAAGAGAGAGUUCCGCCACAUGUGGUGGUAGACCGACGAGUCGCCGGAAAAGCAGCGUUUUCUCUUUGUUCCGGCAACGGGAGGACAUUGAAAGGAAGGGAUUUGAGUGAAGUCAGGGACUCAAUCCUUAGGAUGACGGGGUUUCUUGAAUCUUGAUGGUUUCUAUUUAAUUGAAAGAAGUGAGUUGGUAGAUGAAAUGGAUAAAUGUGUUGGUUUUCAAUCGUGAAUCAGGGUUUUUAAAUGGCACGAAUGAUGUAAUCAAAAUUUUGGUUGAAUCUUUGCUAUGGAUGAUGUGAAAUUCAUUAGUCCAAGCUUUUGUCCAUCAUGUAUAGAAAAAACAAAGAAAGAGUGAAAUACAUGAAGUAAUUAUGAA